AUGCUCAACGGGGAGACUGGGACGUGGCGUCCGAAAGGCAAGGGAGAGAGGCUGGGCUGGGAGAAGAGAGAUUAUAACGGCUACUUUGAUGGAGCUCCUAUUAUGAACUCAGGCCCUCAGCUAGGGACUUCCCAUGCAUCCGUUUCUGUUCCAAGAUUUGACAAGAUUCCGUGGUUUAGUGAGGCCAGCCUCAUAAACAAGCCAUUAGUGCUCAGCCUCCUGAAAAGGUAUCCUCAUUCCUCUGCCUCUUUUCUGGUUUCAUCCAAGAAGGAUAUGAAUUUGCCAAUUUUGUUCCAAGUUCCAGAUGUCUUAUCUAAGGCCGGGAGGAAUCGGAGAGACCCCACACUGAUCAGAAACAAGCAGCUCUGCUCCAUGUGUCGAGAAAUGAAAAUGGUGCAACCAAGAACUAUGAUAAUCCCAGAUGAUCUGAAACUAUCCUCUAGCAAUUGUAUCAGUUUCAGAAUGCUGAGUCUUCAUCCACCAAAAGCCCAGACUGUACCCAAACGUCCUCGUGAUGACAUCCCAACAGAGAGCGUUUGCUACAGACUGCCCAUUCUGGGCCCCAGAACAGCUGUCUUCCGUGGACUGCUGUCAGAUGCCUACAAAACUCUGCAGGAGAUGCAGCUCUCUUCCUUGCCCAAAAAGGAACCAGUGGGCAAGACAAUGAGGCAGUGA
This is a messenger RNA of Physeter macrocephalus (sperm whale), 675 nucleotides long. RefSeq names its product chromosome 4 C1orf105 homolog (gene C4H1orf105). NCBI's taxonomy places the organism in Eukaryota, Metazoa, Chordata, Mammalia, Artiodactyla, Physeteridae. The transcript has 8 exons. The record is from RefSeq and is a predicted model, not a curated record. Bases 1 to 675 code for a protein of 224 amino acids.